Molecule: messenger RNA, 1995 nt
Organism: Diuraphis noxia (Russian wheat aphid)
Lineage: Eukaryota; Metazoa; Arthropoda; Insecta; Hemiptera; Aphididae
Source: RefSeq, a predicted model, not a curated record
AUGCGUACUUGUAGCGUUAAAGGAUGCACUAGUACAAAAAACAAUCYCACGAUUUCCUUUUUUAAACCUCCAAAAGCCAAUUAUUUAACUUGRAAAUUAGCAGUAAGUAAYGCUAAUUGUGAGGAGACAGUUGUAAAAUAUGUAUGUGCUGAACAUUUUCGUCCUGAUGAAAUAUUAAAUAACUAUUUGGUACCACACGAUAUUCCCAAUAAAUUUGGAAACAGUGAUCGCAAUAGAUUAAAAAGGGGGAUUGUUCCUUCCAUUUUUCCUCUUGUUCAAGAAAAAAGUAAUGAUAUUUUAUCUYCCAUCAACAAUUCAAAUUCUGAUCACAAUUAUGCCAAGUGUUCAAGUAAUCAAGUUAAUAAAUCGGUCCGGAGAGAGUUAUUCAUUGAACCGUAUGAGUUAGAUGAAGAGCUUCCAAAUAAACGUUUAAAAUUAUUUGAAGAUACGAUUAAUGAGAUACUAACAUUUAAUGACUUAACAAUACAUUUUAAAAAAGCCGUAUUACCAGAAGGGUGGAUAACACAUUUUAGUCAUCAUGAAAUUGUUUUUUAUAAACCACAGUUCAAUGAUGGUAAAAUGAAAAUUGAAAAACAAUUAGUUUUUAAAGGUACAUUGGAAAUAUGUGUAUAUGUUCACCAAUUUACUACUGAAAUUAAAAAAAUAAGCAACACAUUAAAAUAUCCAAUUAGCUUAAGAAAACUGUCUCAAGCAAUUAGGAUACUUGAUCUAAAAAAUAUUUGUGUAGGUGGUCCAAGAUCAAUAGAUUUUCCAGGAGUUCGGAUAAAAACUGCAACCUUGGAUAAUAAUCAAUUCUGGCGUCACCAAAAAUGUACAAUUUUUACUGAGAAUAAAAAAUGUACAGCUUGUAAGAACUUGACUAAAUGUUUUAGAAAUUCGUUGAUUAAAGAAAAAAAAUCAACAYAUAUUGGAUGUACUCUAACACCAACCAGACGUAGAAUAUUAAAAAAUAUUAAAAGUAGUAAAAGAAAUUUGCAAAAAUCAAAUUCAAGGUUACAGACUAUUAUUAAAGAUAUCAACUUUGAAUUAGAAGAACUACAAACAAAAACAAAUACAAUAUCAAAUGACUCUAUACAAAAUAUCUUAGACUCCGAAAAGUUAAGUAAUCCUCAAAAAAUUUUAGUCAAAGAAAUAAUAAAUACAAGUACAGUUUUGGCUCAGUUAGUCAUAAAAGCGAUUUGCCUUCUUGAGAAUGCUGGUGCUAAGGUGGAUGGAUUAGUGUCAGACGGAGCAACUAGUAAUAGAAAAUUAUGGUCUGAACUGGGAAUAAGUGGUGAAAAAGAUACUUUAAAAAACAAAUUUAACCAUCCUUUGGACGAUAAAAGACAUAUUUACGUGUUCUCUGAUGCACCACAUCUUCUCAAGAAUGUACGGAAUAGAUUAUACAACAAAAAAAGUUUAAGAGAAUCACCAAAAAAACUCUAUAUUAGAUGGAAUGAUUACGUUGAAGUCUUUAACAAUGAUUUGAAAAAUAGUUCUGAUGCACCAACUAAAGUGUGCCCUAAAAUCACACAUGGGCAUAUAUUAAUUGAUAGUUUUAGUAAGAUGAAUGUUAAACUGGCUGCACAAAUUUUUAGCAACUCAAUGGCCAGAGGAAUUGAAUUUUACAGGGAGUAUGCUAAAAUAGAGAGCUUAAAAAAUAGUUAUGAAACACAAUCAUUCACUGAUCGAUUUAACAAAUUUUUUGAUGCUUUAAAUCGAAAACACCCUGCAGAGGGCAUACAAAUAAAUAGCAAAGACUUUGAGAUUUUAGAAGAUAAUCUUAAAUGGCUUGAUAWUUGGGAAGACCAACUAAAUAAACAAAAUAUUUCCAAAGAUGAAUUUUUAACUAAAUCAACUGCGGAUGGUAAAAGRUGUUAUUCAGAAAAACCAGAAGCUGCCCUUAUAAACUUGAAAUCAAGAGRUGGUUUGACUCAUYCUAAUAAAUUCAUAUUCAAAAUAUUGUCAAAUGUUGAAAAUUCAUUUCAACAUUGA